CGCAUAGUAAUAGUUUAUGCUUAUUAUUAUAAUGAGAGUGAUAUUGAAAGAAGAGUGAAUGCAGGAAAUAUGGUGAAUGGAGUUUUGAACUCCUUUAUGAACAGGCAGAAGGUGUCUAACAAGGCUCGUUUGGCUGUGCUUGAGGGGUUGGUGGUUUCAACACUCAUACCAGACCUAGGCGGACGUUUCGAGACCAAAUCAGUCUUGAAAAAAGGCCAGGUCAAGAAUACUCUAAUCCGAAGAACAUGUAUGAAAGGAACAAUGAAAGUGGACGAAGCGAAACAAGUAUAUAUGGGUUCUAACAAGUGGAAAGAAGUGGUCUCUCCCUACCCCUACGGGAAAGAGGCGUGAUUAUUUAACAAGGCUACAAAAUACACGUUUUUAAUACGGAUGGAUAAUAUUUUGAAGAAGAUACACCACGCAGGUUUUGUCGGAAGGGAAAAGAUCUAGCUAUACAGUUAUCUUCUAGUUCUGCGGAUUGCUCGUCGGUUUUUAUCUGCAGCCAGAGGAGAUAUAUCUUAGAACGGUCCAAAAUAAAUUUCUAGAAGCAACGCUUUUAGAUGGCUACAAAAACCAUCGCCAGUGCUACUGUUAGAGCUGUGAAGAAAAGGGUGCUGCCUUCUAGAGCAGCUUUGGUAUUGACUCCGACAGCAAUAGAAAAAGUAAAAGAAAUUAUGUCUAAACAAGAAGCUAAGGGGUUUGUGGGUUUGAAAGUUGGAGUUCGACAAAGGGGUUGCAAUGGCUUAUCAUACACAUUGGACUAUGCCAAAGAGAAGGGUAAACUAGAUGAAGAGGUAAAACAAGAUGGGGUUACGAUAAUAAUUGAUAGAAAAGCACAAUUAACUCUACUAGGAACUGAGAUGGACUAUGUUGAAGACAAGCUAUCAUCAGAAUUUGUGUUCAAUAAUCCCAAUAUAAAAGGCACAUGUGGUUGUGGUGAAUCAUUUAGUAUAUAGAAAUUAUAUAAAGUAAUGCUAAUAGGUUUCUUUUGUUACAUAUAGAUUGCUAUAUAAAUAUGCACCAAUUUUUCUAUUAUAUGAUAAUUUUAAAUUGCUGUUACACUUAAAGCAUUUGUGGAAUUAUAAGAACCGCUAAGGAUUAAAAUACUAUAGUGCAUUGAUUAUUCAAAUAUCAUUAUUUUAUGGUGUCUGGAAUUUAAACAUACAUACAUAAAAUAGAUAUUUGGAUGAAACAGCAAUAAAAUCCAUUUUGAUCAUAAUAUAAUAGUGAAAGUGAAUAAAAAUAAGUUCAUGGAACAACUUUAUAGAUCAGCUGUGUGAUCAACAUAGGUGUUUAUUUCAAGCUAGAUAGUACUGUAAAAGAUGUAUCCAUAUUCCAGGAGUCUCAAUAUAAUAUCUAAAUAUGGUCGAGUAUUUCUUGAUUAAACACAAAUGGAUGUAGUUCCUGAAAAACAUCCCAAGCUGCAAACAUCACAUUUCAAGGAAUUUGUAUGUAAAGUUUUAUAAAUAUUCAUGUAUUCCAUAAAUGUGGGUUGGGUUACUAAGUCAUGAUGUCAUUUAAAGAUUGAAAGGAGGGCUGCCAAUUUUGUCAGUCCAUUAAUAUGAAUUAUGUGACCAGUUUUGUGUUCUUUACUCAAUUUCGACAUUAUGGUGUUCGAUAUGGAAUUACUUCCAAUUAUGAAAACAUUGACACUUGCUCACAGAUUACGUAAUACUAAGACACCUUCUAAAACAUAGACUUAGUAGGUCUGUAUAACAGAAGGUCUGGCAAAUAUAGGCCCAUAAUAACUAGGUAAUUUUACAUCUUAGUGACACUAACCCGCAACUCACCUAUAAAUUACAUAGUCACACAUAGCAGAUUCAUACUAUAUUAUUUAGUCCCAUACUAUGUGAUAAUUUAAUACCAAUAAUUUCAAUAAUAAUAAAUAUUAUUGUUAUUAUAUUACUGUAAUAGAAAAAUUGGUUGCUCUUUUUUUUUAAGAAAAAUAUUGUACAUAGAUAUAGUUGAUAUUAUGUAAUGUUUUGUGUAUAAUAAAGAAUUUUAGUAGCUUA
Molecule: messenger RNA, 2012 nt
Organism: Leptidea sinapis
Lineage: Eukaryota; Metazoa; Arthropoda; Insecta; Lepidoptera; Pieridae
Gene: MagR
Product: iron-sulfur cluster assembly 1 homolog, mitochondrial
Exons: 4
Coding region: 561-956 (131 amino acids)
Biological process (GO): iron-sulfur cluster assembly
Cellular component (GO): mitochondrion; cytoplasm
Molecular function (GO): 2 iron, 2 sulfur cluster binding
Source: RefSeq, a predicted model, not a curated record